This is a messenger RNA of Rotaria sp. Silwood2, 906 nucleotides long. Lineage: Eukaryota; Metazoa; Rotifera; Eurotatoria; Philodinida; Philodinidae. The record is from the annotation of a GenBank genome assembly.
AUGAAUAUAAAUGUUAAGAAACAGAUCGUUACGCUUGAAUUGAAUAAUCAACGAAUUACCGUUCCGAUUAUUAACACGAUCAAAUCUAUUAAAAUACCAGUUGUUUCUUCUAAUACUGUAUUACUUCCUCUUCAUUCUAUACAAACUACAUCAGUAGCUAUUCCUAUUUCAUCUAUUUCUUUACCAUUUGUUCCACUAUCUUCUUCUUUAAAACAUUAUAAAUUUAUUCGAGAUAAAAAUAAAGCUCUUGAUUUUCAAAAUUGUCAUUCUACGAUUCUAGUAUCAAAUAGUAAGAAGAACUUAGAAAUUAUUAGGAAAGGUGCAUGUUUAGGAUAUCUACUUUGUUCUUCAUUGUUGCAGCGUCCUCGCAUCUUUUACUCAUCUUUAUAUAAAUCACUUGGAGCUACCAGACGUACUGGUAUGAUUCCAGCAUCCAGUGAUUUCCUUACAGAUAAAAGUUCUAAUGAUUGUUCAGUUUCUUCAUGUCAUACGAUUAUUCAGCUGCGUCAGGAUUUUCAAAAAUCAGUUUCUAAUGUAACCCAAUUAGUUGUUGAUGUUACACUUAAAACUAUCCACUCACUCGUUGACAAAAUUCAAGAUAGACAACAGAAACAAAAUCUUUUGUUAUUAUUUAUGCAUUUUCGUGGUAUUUUCGAUACAACUAAGCAUAAUAUUGCUCGAACUCCUAUACCUCACGUUAUUAGUACUGUUCCCCACUCGCCUCCCGCUAGUCGACCAUAUCCGCAGCGUGGUAAAGAAGAGGCGAUGUAUCAACUCAUUCAAGAAUUUCUUCAUGUCGGUCUGAUUGUUGAGUCGAAUUCUCCUUACGCUGCGUCGGCAAUACUUGUCAAGAAAAAGAUAAUUCUUUUAGAUUGGUGGUUGAUUAUAAACGACUUAAUGCCAUAA